Messenger RNA from Staurois parvus, 304 nucleotides. The record is from the annotation of a GenBank genome assembly. NCBI's taxonomy places the organism in Eukaryota, Metazoa, Chordata, Amphibia, Anura, Ranidae.
CCACCUACCUGAUGAUGGUGAGGGGAUGGUGUGUGACCUUCCUGUGUGGAAUCACGGGAAUACAGAGGAUGGGGACAUCUCUCUGGUGGGUUCCCCAUGACUGGAUCCAUCUGUAGGAAACACACACACACUGACUGAAUCCAUGAUUCUUCUAUGUGUUUUAUCUCAAUAUCUUCAUGCCUGGACCCUCAAUUCCACCUACCUGAUGAUGGUGAGGGAUGGUGUGACCUUCCUGUGUGGAAUCCCAGGAAUACAGAGGACCGGGACAUCUCUCUGGUGGGGUUCCCAUGACUGGAUCCAUCUG